Molecule: messenger RNA, 2014 nt
Organism: Otolemur garnettii (small-eared galago)
Lineage: Eukaryota; Metazoa; Chordata; Mammalia; Primates; Galagidae
Gene: ST6GALNAC1
Product: ST6 N-acetylgalactosaminide alpha-2,6-sialyltransferase 1
Exons: 10
Coding region: 1-1680 (559 amino acids)
Molecular function (GO): alpha-N-acetylgalactosaminide alpha-2,6-sialyltransferase activity
Source: RefSeq, a predicted model, not a curated record
AUGAGUUCCUGCCCCCGGAGGCUCAGCCGCCUGAGCCCGGGGGUCCUGUGGUCCUUGCUCCUGGCUGCGCUCAUCUUCUUCCUCUUCACCCUGCCCUCCUUUAUUAAGGAGCCCAGCACAAAGCCUUCCAGGUAUCAGUCUAUACAGAACAUUAAAAUGAGAGCUCCAGAGUUACUACAAGUGGCUGUGUCCCAGGCGCGCACCAUAGGAAGGAGGACGGAGCCCAACAAGGAUCCACCGACGGAGUGGGGCCACGUGGCCAGCACCCCACAGGUGGCAUUACCAAAGAGGCAGGAAAAAGAGAAAGCCACACCCAGAGGUCCAGACUUGGGAACAGAAGUUCCAUUACUGAAGAGCUGGGGCACAGAGAUGACCAGAGGAAGGGAGGGCCAGACCAGGAAGCCGAUGGCUACAAAGCCAGUGUUGGCUCAAGGCAAAGCAGUCACCACUGCAAAGACAGCCUCUCCAGAAAGGCAGGACGUGCUGCUGACCACAGUGGGCGCAGUGCCAAUGAAGGGACAGAGAGAAGUGACCACAGCAGCUAUCCCACCCAAGGAGGAGAAGGCUCAGACCACCCCACCCACUGCCCCACUCCAUAGCCACACCACACAGAAAGCCCGGAGACAAGAGCUGAAGGCCGCCAACUUCAAGGCUGAACCUCAGUGGGAUUUUGAGGAAAAAUACAGUUUAGAGGAGGGGGGCCUCCAGACGACCUGCACAGAUUCUGUGAAGGUCAAAGCCUCCAAGUCACCAUGGCUCCGGAAUCUCUUUCUGCCCAACCUCACCCUCUUCCUGGACUCCAGCCGCUUCAACCAGAGGGAGUGGGAGCGCCUGGAACACUUUGCCCCACCCUUUGGCUUCAUGGAGCUCAAUCACUCCUUGGUGCAGAAGGUGGUGACACGCUUCCCUCCCGUGCACCAGCAGCAGCUGCUCCUGGCCCGCCUCCCCCCUGGGAGCUCCCGGUGCACCACUUGUGCCGUGGUGGGCAAUGGGGGCAUCCUGAACAACUCCCACGUGGGCCAGGAGAUAGACAGGCAUGACUACGUGUUCCGACUAAGUGGGGCUCUCAUUAAAGGCUACGAGCAGGAUGUGGGUACCCGGACAUCUUUCUACGGCUUUACUGCUUUCUCUGUCACCCAGUCACUUCUCGCCUUGGGCAAGCGGGGUUUCCAGAGUGUGCCUGUGGGGAAGGACAUCCACUACCUGCAUUUCCUGGAAGGCACCCGGGAUUAUGAGUGGCUGGAAGCACUGCUUCUGAAUCAGACCGUGAAGACAAAAACUCUUUACUGGUUUAAGUACGGGCGGCCCCAGGAAGCGUUUCAGAAAGCCUUUCGAUUGGACAGAUACCUAUUGCUGCAUCCAGACUUUCUCCGGUACAUGAAGAACAGGUUUCUGAGGUCUAAGACCCUAAACGGUGUCCACUGGAGAAUAUACCGCCCCACCACUGGGGCCCUGCUGCUGCUCACCGCCCUCCACCUCUGUGACCAGGUCAGUGCCUACGGCUUCAUCACAGAGGGGCACGAGCGCUUUUCUGAUCACUACUAUGAUAAGUCAUGGAAAAAACUGAUCUUUUACAUAAACCAUGACUUCAAAUUAGAGCGAGACGUCUGGAAACGGCUACAUGAUGAAGGUAUAAUCCGGCUGUACCAGCGGCCAGAAAUUGCUGGAGCAAAGAACUGACUGGGGCUGGCCGGAGGCAUCUCUUCCCCACGUCCAAGGCACAGCGCAGUCCUAGUCUUGAGACUCUUUUAGUGUUUCUCCAGGCUCCGUCCAGUGUCCAACCCCUUUGAAAGCUUGGGGGGAACACUCGAAAAGAGGACAUGACUCUCUCAAGAUGGCAAAUGAUUGUUCAUGGUUUACAAGUUCUUCAGAAUGUUGCUGUACAUUCUGAAGGAGAUUCCCAAGACCAGGGAUUUUCAACCAAAUGGGAUGAUUAGUGGUCAACACCACAAUUUCUGCUGGAAAGCAUUUUCCUGUCCAAAAGUUUCUGGAUACCGAGCCAGGCCCCAUGGCU